Molecule: messenger RNA, 934 nt
Organism: Sipha flava (yellow sugarcane aphid)
Lineage: Eukaryota; Metazoa; Arthropoda; Insecta; Hemiptera; Aphididae
Product: transmembrane protein 231-like
Exons: 5
Coding region: 7-903 (298 amino acids)
Biological process (GO): cilium assembly; regulation of protein localization
Cellular component (GO): ciliary membrane; ciliary transition zone
Source: RefSeq, a predicted model, not a curated record
ACCACCAUGUCGGUACAUGUGGUUUACAGUAAAUCUUAUGGAGUUCAAUACAAAGCUUCUAUUUGUUCUAAAGCAUUUAUUCUGUAUGUAGUGAUAAUGCUGUUGACAUUUUUCUUGCCAUUUUUGUUUUGUUAUCGAAGCAAUGGAUUGUGGCUCAAGUAUGAAAAAUAUAGAGAACAGCCCAGAGUAAGAUUUAAAAUGCAGUAUUUAUUAUAUGUUGAAACAUCAGACCCUAUGUUUCCGUUAAUAUGUGGGAACUUUCCACAGACAUUAAAAACUACUGGUUUUUGUUCAAUCAUAAAGGUUAUAGAAAAUGAUAUUGACAUUGACGGGAAAAAAGAAUUUCUUGACUUGGAGUUACAUUUGACUACAAAUGAAACUUUAGAUGUGCAUUCUGUAACUUUAUUGUUGAUAUUCGAUUUCAAAAUUCAGGAUUUGUGUUUAUUUGAAAUGGAAUCUAUGAUUGCUAUUACUCAUAGUUCUGGAUUACCGGGUGGCAGACUGGACGUAUUUGGCGAUUUAGAUUUGGUGCAGAAAAUACCAUUAGUUUGUUCACAGAAAAAACCGAUUCGCAUUCACAAACCUAUACUGUUAUUCGAAUCUUCUGAUUGGCUGGUGAAUAUAUACGAAAAAUAUUCAAAACAAACCAUAUCUACAAAACUUGAUAAUAUGUUGGUCAAGUGGACAAGAGGUAGAUCUUAUCAACAACCAUUUUUGAUUAAAACAAAAAUAAAUUACAAACAGGUUGAGAUUUUGUAUAAACCGAAAUUUUGGCAAGUUAUGAAAUGGGCAUGGAUACAAUACUUUUCAAUACUUGUUUUAUCAGUAUUUAUAUUUAAAAAAGUGAAGCGAUUUUUAUUUACAAAACAUAUUGUUAAUACUAAAAUUGAGCGUUCAAUAUAGAGUGAUUCGGAUUAAUAAUCGUAAUGAAAAA